GCAGAUGGAAAGCAAGCAUGGAGACAGUCAAUCAGCCACUAUCCUAGCGUCUCCGCGCAUCCGAAGCUGUUGCUCCGGAGGCCUCGGCGAUCUCGAAUCUCGCGCGAAUCACGAGGGUCCGAUCGAUCGAGAGGAAUGCGAUGGAUUCCCUGGACGCAGCGGACCUGACGAAUCGACGAGCGAUGCCCCGCGCAGCAGGAGAGUCAUUCGUUCGCUCGCGCGACGAGAGAGAUGGCAGGAUUCAAGGAUUUGAAGAAGACGCGGAACAUUCUUCCGUCGAUCCCGCGGGCCGAUCGGCGGGCCGCGUGGCACGAGCCGGAGUUCGAGUACGAUGGACGAGAGCCGCCCAAGGCGUGGCUGGCGCGAAUGCGACGCCUGCAACAGAUUCACGGUUACAGCGACAAGGAGACGAUGCGAGUGGCCAACGAGUGCUUGAAGGGCGACGCCCGCCUCUGGUUCCGCAUCCACCAGCCGCAGUCGUUCGAUUCGCUGCGCACAGGAUUGCACACGCGAUUCGCCUCGGGCCCGAUCGAUCUCUCUCCCCAGCCUCCGCCCCAGCCUCCCGCGGUCGAAAUUAGGUCGCCGGCGACUCGUGCCAAUGAAUCCCCAUCGGCUUCCAGCGAUCAGUGCUCUUCUCGAUUCGGGAAGAGCACUAAGCGCUUUGCCAUCAAGCUUGGCCUCGGCGAGAGCUCCACGAUUUCAUUUUCGACCUCGAGCGGAGCUGCCUGUCUGAAGGCCGAGGAAGAGAAAUCCGUCUCUGCCAGUGGAGAGACGAGCAGAAAUUCGGGGUCCGUGGUAUUCAAGAAAUCCUUCUCCAUGAGCCCUCCUCCUUUUCAAUCCUCUGAGAAGGAGGAGGUGGUGGUGGCGCCGGCUCCGAGCCGUGAAAUAGCAGAGCGAAGAGAAAGCUCUGGCCACGAGCCACCAAAGAGCACGAUAAGGAGCACGGAAACUUUCUCCUUGUCUUCCAUGAGUAACUCUCUUUCUGCAAAGGAAGUGCUCUCGAGUGGCGGGCUGAAAUCGCUGAACUUCGUGUUGCCCAUUCAUGGGCAACAAGCAAUUGUGCAGUUCAAACACGCAAUACACUGCGCCAUGAAGGGUGAUUGGAGACAUAUGUCACCAGACUUCUGCAGAUUCUAUCUCCAGUGCUAUGGGAUGAGGACGUCUGGAUCCAAGAGUGAGCAGAUACAUCGAAUUAGAGAUCAUCUGGAAUUAACAGAUGGUUCUGGAGCACGGAAGUAUCCACGAAACUCGUUCAUCAUUGAUUGUACAGAUGAUUUGUGUGUGGGCGAUGUGAUCCUGUUUGAACAAAGAUUGAGAGAAGGAUAUGAUCUGCUCAAUGGCAAAGUAAAUGACAAUAUAAAGAGGAUCACAGUCGGUCGAGUUGUGAAACAUUCCAAAAGUCCUGCAUCCGAACAAGUUUUCACGAUUGAAGUAUACUGGAGCAGAGGCCCUCGUGCGUUUCGCCCAAUGCGAGCAGUGUGUAUCAGAGCAGUGGAUUUGAUGAAGUUGAAGCCCUCUCGUCAGAGGUGGUUGAAUGAGGAGUCUAGAAACCAAAUGCUUGAAGAGAAGAGAAAAUCCAAAUUGGAAAAACAGGUUCAGGAUUCAAAGGUGAAGAGAAAUAACAAAAUAUUCGGUCACAAGGUUAAAUCCAUGUGCGGGGAGAACUCUUGCUCUGAAGUCUAGACCCAUGUUGCUCUUGCGAUGGAGGAUAGCGGAACUGGACUCAUGAUGGGAAAUGGUAAAUGGACAACAGAGUCGUCUUCUCAAUUCACGUAGUUUAAAGUGGUCUUGGGCCUGAUGGAUCCAGCUCAAAACUUAUUUAAAAUCCAGAUGGCGCUGGCGAAGAUGCUUUGAUGCUUUACAGCCCGUGAAAAUACGUAUCUGGCGAUAAUACAUGCGUGAGAAAUAAACAAACGUUUGUUGUUUAGUCAAACCACUAUAGCUCCAGAAAGAUCUAGAUCGAUCAUUAAGAAGUGUGCUCUCAGCCGGAAAAGAUAGACUAGACUACUGAUCCUCUGGCAACCGAGAAGUUUAGAGAUUUGCCGAAGUCCUCAAAGCUGCUGUUAGUCGAAUCUGGUAUGAUCUGUGAUGUGGUAUGUGACUUUUUGAGUUUGUGUUUGAUGAGUUGAUGACGGAUGGCCCAUUAAGCUGUGAAAUACGAUGCGACUGCAAACUG
Messenger RNA from Marchantia polymorpha subsp. ruderalis, 2176 nucleotides. NCBI's taxonomy places the organism in Eukaryota, Viridiplantae, Streptophyta, Marchantiopsida, Marchantiales, Marchantiaceae. The record is from the annotation of a GenBank genome assembly.